Messenger RNA from Trypanosoma brucei brucei TREU927, 972 nucleotides. RefSeq names its product expression site-associated gene (ESAG) protein; expression site-associated gene 1 (ESAG1). NCBI's taxonomy places the organism in Eukaryota, Euglenozoa, Kinetoplastea, Trypanosomatida, Trypanosomatidae. Bases 1 to 972 code for a protein of 323 amino acids. The transcript has a single exon. The record is from RefSeq and is a predicted model, not a curated record.
AUGAAGGUUGCCGUUUUUCAAUGGUUAAUUUGGGCAUUUUUAAUGGCUUGUGCUUGCGGCAAGGAUGACUAUACGUUGGUGACUGAUCAUGAAGGUGACGCGCCUUUAAACGAGUCCGUAUGUUAUCUCAGUUGUCUUUCAGAUGCAUUAAACAACUUAUACAGCGAUAGUGAGAAGAGGCUGUUUGUGAAUGAGGAAGUAUACGCAAAUGCAUCUCGUAUAUUGGAUGAUAUGGAAGGAAAAUCAGGUGAAAGCACAAAGUAUUUGAGUGUUAUUAGUAGUGUAAUUUCAAAGCAAAAUGAUAAAUUGGAAAAACUUAUAUCUUAUGGAAAUGAAAUGGGGGACCUUGUAGCUAAUGUGGGUGGAUUAUUUUCUGAGGUUAAUGAGAGUGUGAGGGCAGUGAGGGAAGUAUUGCCAAGUGCUCUCAUAAGAGCGAAUAAAUAUUAUACGGCUAUUGCUGAGAUUGUUAGGACAGUGUGGGAUGAUGUUAACAGGCCUUUGAAACAAGAUGAGGCUAAAUGCGGAAAUCAAAACUUUGGAAGCGUUGGGGAACCGAAAAACGAGUGUGUUUACCGCACGUGUCCACUGGGAGACGGUGUGAGUGAAGACACUCUUCAGCACUAUAAGAAAGGUGGUAUUGAAAUAAACGUUCAAACAGGUUCCGUAAGCGAAUGCUUUAAUAGACCAAGGGACAACUUAUAUAGGAACGGUGCAGAAAAGCAUUCGAGUGAUGUGCUAAAAUGGCUUGAGGGUGAAACCACCCGUUUACAACUUACGGUUGAAGUGCAAAAAAUAUUUGGUCCCCUCAUCGUACCUUUUGCUGCUGGACAAUCGCCUUCUGCACUUCGUGCGAUGAUGUCCAAUAUCACUUUCCUCUAUUCCCACUUUAAGGAGGUCCACAGCAAUUUUACUUUAAUGUUACACGACACCAACAUUACUGAUAAUUUGAAUAGUACUCAUUCCACCAUUUGA